AUGUAUGCAAUAACUUAUCAACAACUAUACAACAACUAUACAACAACUAUACAACAACUAUUCAACAACUAUACAACAACUAUACAACAACUAUUCAACAGCUAUUCAACAACUAUACAACAACUAUACAACAACUAUUCAACAACUAUUCAACAACUAUACAACAACAAUACAACAAAUAUACAACAACUAUACAACAACUAUUCAACAACUAUUCAACAACUAUACAACAACUAUACAACAACUAUACAACAACUAUACAACAACUAUUCAACAACUAUUCAACAACUAUAUUCAACAACUAUUCAACAACUAUACAACAACUAUUCAACAACUAUACAACAACUAUACAACAACUAUUCAACAACUAUUCAACAACUUUACAACAACUAUACAACAACUAUUCAACAACUAUUCAACAACUAUUCAACAACUAUUCAACAACUAUUCAACAACUAUUCAACAACUAUACAACAACCAUACAACAACUAUACAACAACUAUUCAACAACUAUACAACAACUAUACAACAGCUAUACAACAACUAUACAACAACUAUUCAACAACUAUUCAACAACUAUUCAACAACUAUUCUACAACUAUUCAACAACUAUUCAACAACUAUUCAACAACUAUACAACAACUAUACAACAACUAUACAACAACUAUUCAACAACUAUACAACAACUAUACAACAACUAUACAACAACUAAUCAACAACUAUUCAACAACUAUUCAACAACUAUUGAACAACUAUUUAACAACUAUUCAACAACUAUACAACAACUAUACAACAACUAUUCAACAACUAUUCAACAACUAUACAACAACUAUACAACAACUAUACAACAACUAUGCAACAACUAUACAACAACUAUUCAACAACUAUUCAACAACUAUUCAACAACUAUACAACAACUAUACAACAACUAUUCAACAACUAUUCAACAACUAUUCAACAACUAUACAACAACUAUUCAACAACUAUUCAACAACUAUUCAACGACCAUUCAACAACUAUUCAACAACUAUUCAACAAAUAUUCAACAACUAUUCGUUUAACUGUUUUUCAACACUUUGCUAUAUUUUUUUUAGUUCCGCUGAUGUGCAGCAGUUCAACUCCCUGCGACAGUUCAUCUCCCCCAACUGUUUUGACCAUUUCAACACAAUUUUAUGCAUUAAAAUCUAUGUAAUGACACUAGCCGAUGCUUGUUGA
This is a messenger RNA of Eurytemora carolleeae, 1215 nucleotides long. RefSeq lists its product as uncharacterized. The record is from RefSeq and is a predicted model, not a curated record. The coding region runs from base 1 to 1215 and encodes 404 amino acids. The transcript has a single exon. Lineage: Eukaryota; Metazoa; Arthropoda; Copepoda; Calanoida; Temoridae.